Molecule: messenger RNA, 1332 nt
Organism: Trichechus manatus latirostris (Florida manatee)
Lineage: Eukaryota; Metazoa; Chordata; Mammalia; Sirenia; Trichechidae
Gene: ACKR5
Product: G protein-coupled receptor 182
Exons: 1
Coding region: 153-1295 (380 amino acids)
Biological process (GO): G protein-coupled receptor signaling pathway
Cellular component (GO): membrane
Molecular function (GO): G protein-coupled receptor activity
Source: RefSeq, a predicted model, not a curated record
AUGCUAAACUUCCUUUUCUUGCCUCUUCAGACCCAGAUCUUUCCAUCAAACCCUCCAGUCCCUCUCCCUUCUUCUGGGGACAAAAGACAGGCUUCCAGGUCUCCUUUCUCUUCCAACCCUGCCUUCUUCCCAACAGGUAUCUGCCGGUCCUGAUGUCGGUCAGACCUAGCUCGGGGCCUGGCUCCGAAGGGGCUCUCACUGUGCCUGCCGGCGACUUUGCAGAGAUUCACAACUGGAGCGAACUGCUCUACUUCUUCAACCACAGUUUGCCCGAGUGCUACGUGGAGUUCAGCGAGAGCACCAAGCGCGUGGUCCUCUUUGUGCUCUACCUGGCCAUAUUUGUGGUUGGGCUGGUGGAGAACCUCCUGGUGAUAUGCGUCAACUGGCGCUGCUCGGGCCGGGUGGGGCUGCUGAAUUUCUACCUCCUCAACACGGCCAUAGCAGACCUGGGCAUCAUCCUGUCCCUGCCUGUGUGGAUGCUGGAGGUCACGCUGGACUACACCUGGCUCUGGGGCAGCUUCUCCUGCCGCUUCACUCACUACUUCUACUUCGCCAAUAUGUACAGCAGCAUCUUCUUCCUGGUGUGCCUCAGCAUCGACCGCUACAUCACCCUCACCAACGCCUCACCCUCCUGGCAGCGCCGCCAGCACCAAGCACGGCGGGCCCUGUGUGCAGGCAUCUGGGUCCUCUCAGCCAUCAUCCCACUGCCUGAGGUGGCCCACAUCCAGCUGGUGGAGGCCUCCGAGCCUAUGUGCCUGUUCAUGGCACCCUUUGAAAGCUACAGCGCAUGGGCCCUGGCGGUGGCCCUAUCAACCACCAUCCUGGGCUUCCUGCUGCCCUUCCUUCUGAUCGCCAUCUUCAAUGUGCUGACGGCCUGUCAUCUCUGGCGGGCAGGACAGCCCGAGGGCCGGCGCCACUGCCUGCUGAUGUGUGCCUACAUAGCCGCCUUCGUCAUCUGCUGGCUGCCCUACCAUGUGACCCUGCUGCUACUCACACUGCACGGGACCCACAUCUCCCUCCACUGCUACCUGGCCCACCUGCUCUACUUCUUCUACGACGUGAUCGACUGCUUCUCCAUGCUUCACUGCGUUGUCAAUCCCAUCCUUUACAACUUUCUCAGCCCAAGCUUCCGGGGCCAGCUACUGAGUGCUGUGGUCCAUUACCUUCCCAAGGACCAGGCCAGGACGGGGAGACGGGCUUCCUCCUCCUCCUCCUCCACUCAGCAUUCCAUCGUCAUCACCAAGGAGGGCAUGCGGCCCACGGCAGGCCCCCAAGCCGUGCCCGCCCAAGCCUGAACUUUCAAGCAGCCUCUUUGCCUCCAAAUACUUUGCC